AUGCCACUCGCCGAUCCAAGUCCCGCACUCCGUCGGGCAGCCCCGGACAGCAGUGCCACACUUCCAGAGCCUGACCUAGUGCUUUCCCCGACAGGCUUCCUCCCCACCCCCGCGGAUCCAGUCUCGCAGGAUUCGACCCAUGGAGUUCCUCCGCAACCCGCCAGCACCAGCCCCUCGUGCUCCAGUUACUUGCACUUCUCCUCGCAGGAGGAGGAAUAUCUGUAA
Messenger RNA from Penicillium cosmopolitanum, 225 nucleotides. RefSeq lists its product as uncharacterized. Lineage: Eukaryota; Fungi; Ascomycota; Eurotiomycetes; Eurotiales; Aspergillaceae. The coding region runs from base 1 to 225 and encodes 74 amino acids. The transcript has 2 exons. The record is from RefSeq and is a predicted model, not a curated record.